This is a messenger RNA of Linum trigynum, 2646 nucleotides long. The record is from the annotation of a GenBank genome assembly. NCBI's taxonomy places the organism in Eukaryota, Viridiplantae, Streptophyta, Magnoliopsida, Malpighiales, Linaceae.
AACAAUAUCGCUAUUUAAAGGUUGAGGAAGCAGGUUCGAACUACACGUUGCUCUGCUUUAUGAAAAGACCAAACAUGACUAGAGCACAUGGACAUGCCAUACACAUGGCAACCCUGUAACGUACAAACUUGAAACGUGUUAAUCAUGCAAAGUUGGCAGUUAUAAUAUCACACUUUCCGAGAAUAACAUAAUAGGGUAUUAGGAAUAUUAAUAUAGGUCUUAGGUCUGGUCACAUUCUUUACUCAAGUAAAGUGUUGGAGACCGGUAGACUCAGUCUUUGUGUCCAAGUUCUAUUCGCAAAUAAUGAUUGUGUCAGGGAAACAACCGGAACCCUUGAACCUCGAUCUAUUAAAACUAUAAAAAAAAUUACCAUUUAAAUGGCCAAUUCCUUCAACAAUAUCGCUAUAUAAAGGUUGAGGAAGCAGGUUCGGACCACAGGUUGCUCUACUUUAUGACAAGACCGAACAUGGCUAGAGCACAUGAACAUGGCAUACACAUGGCAAACCCGUAACGUACAAACUUGAAACGUGUUAAUCAUGCAAAAUGUGUCGGUUAUAAUAUCACACACUUUCCGAGAAUAACAUAAUAAGAUAUUAGGUAUAUCAAUAAAACUAUAAAAAAACAUACCAUUUAAAUGGCCAAUUCCUUCAACAAUAUCGCUAUAUAAAGGUUGCUCUGCUUUAUGACAAGACCGAACAUGGCUAGAGCAUAUGAACAUGACAUACACAUGGCAAAAUUUUACCUACAAACUUGAAACGUGUUAAUCAUGCAAAGUUGUCGGUUAUGAUGCCACACUUUCCGAGAACAACACAAUAAGAUAAUAGAAAUAUCAAUAAAACUAUAAAGCAGAGCAAGAACGUGAUAACAUUUGUGCUGCCAUGGAGACCCGUAGCAAACGACGUCGAAGGUUGUCGGAAGAAAACCACAUCGACAAACUCGGAGACGAUCUCCACGUAGAAAUUCUGAUCCGGUGCCUCCCGAACCCUAGAUCCGCCUGCCGCUGCAAAACCGUCUGCAAGCGUUGGAGGCGUCUGAUCUCCAGUCCCAGCUUCAAUCUCAGUUUCAUUUCUCACCACCGGAGCAUGAACGAGGAGUCAUCAUCACCGCCUCUUCUCAUUCACGCGCACGCCGUGCAAUCGAUCCUCAGCUUCAUGCCCGCCGCGGCCAUGGACGCUCGAGGCCAUUUCAAAGUUUUGGAUUGCUUCAAGGACUUGCUUCUGUGCGGGUUCAUAGGUCAGGCUUACAACAGCGAGCUCAGAAGGACAUUCGUGGUCUGCAAUCCGUUUACGAAGCAAUGGUUGACCCUCCCCCUGGCGCCUGAAAAGGCGAUGGAGUAUGGACCUACAAGGGGAUGGGCGGCGAGGUUAGUUUGCGAACCCCGUAUCUCUCAUGAUCUUGAUUUAGGAGAUCAUGAUGAUGAUAAAACAUUCGUUUAUUCCGAGUAUCGGUUUCGAGUGGUGAUACUGUACCAACAUGAGAGGUCUGCAAAGCUAGAUCUGUUUUGCUCCGAGUCUGGAGAAUGGACAGGGGGGGCUCUUGUUCUCGACGGCGUCGUCUUUAAGAAAAAUGCGAUUUCGUGCAACGACGAGUUGUUUUGGGUUUAUGCUAGAGAUGAUGAUGGCGAGGAUACUCCUAUAUUGGUUGCAUUUAAUCCAUUCCGGCUAGAUUUAUCUCUCAUUUCCAUUGAUUCUUCUAUGCUCGCUGAGAAUCCAAGAUGGAAUAUUUCGGUCUCGCAAGGUGCUCUGCACAUAGUUGCAUUCAGAAAGAUCUCUGCUCCUCCUGCACCUGAUGAUUGUUCAGGGGAUCUGAUCUCCAGUACUGUUUGGAGGCUCGAACCGGACCGUAAAUCUUGGAGUAAAGACUUUGAAGGGUUGAUGAAGAAAGCUAAAUAUGACCCUAUGAAAUGCACAUUUAUCGGUCUGCAUCCGGAGAAGACGGAAAUUGCAUUCUUCAACUAUCGUCAUGAUGUUGUAGCUAUGCCUAUGUCGUCCACUUUCUUGUCCUGCGAUUUGAGGAGGGGAGAGCUAGAGCUCUUCGCUGAACUAAAACUAUCUCAUCCUUGUUUUAAGGUACUCCGACCUAGGUUCGUCUGUUGGCCUACUCCGAUCCCUAGGUAUGAGGAAUUGCGAAGUAUGUACAAUAAUGGAACUGAUGAGAAAUGUCUAGUUCAGGGCACCGAGGCAACACACCAAUAAUUACUUUGUGUUGUCACAAGUUCCUCUUCUUCAAAAUUUUGCUUUGGUUGCAAUCUCUUAAUUUGUUGGAAAAAACGAGUACUAUGAGGGGAAAAAAUUGUCGAAGGAGGAACUGUUUCAAGUGAAGGGCAGCGGAGGGAAGAAAUAUGUUGGAGGGAAAAUUUGAGAGAGUGUCACACAUCCUUAAGGAGAUGGCCUUAUCUAUAAUGUUGAAUUAACAAUAAAUUAAAGUAUAGCAGUUUAUUAAAAAUUAAAAAAAAAAUCUUAGGGUACCCUAAAAAAAGCAUGCUUAUAUUGAGAUGAUUAAGUUUUCAAGUUUAUUAAAGGUCAUGUCCAAAUUGAUGGUAAUUAGAUUUACACAGUGAAUAUGCUUAGAUAUAUUUGAAAUGUACUUGUACAAAUGACAAUAUUAUAAAAUUUGGUAAAAAAAUCAUAAAUGAAGUAAUUUGGU